Molecule: messenger RNA, 629 nt
Organism: Folsomia candida
Lineage: Eukaryota; Metazoa; Arthropoda; Collembola; Entomobryomorpha; Isotomidae
Exons: 4
Coding region: 74-508 (144 amino acids)
Source: RefSeq, a predicted model, not a curated record
GCACCACUUGACGGAGUCGGAUUGAUUCGCUAAAUAAAAUUUCCCAAAGUUUCUUACCAUAUUUCGAAAACGAAUGGCACCCCAAAAAUCUAUUCUGUUUGACGAAAUUAGCAAUCCCGGGUUGCUGAGGUUUCCCAUAUCCGCUAGGGUUUACCAAGUUGAAGAGAAAUGUCUCCGCGCGUCGGUCACGCCCUACCUGCGACUAACGCUGACGCAGGAUCUGGGGAAAACCUUGAUCACCGUUAUAUCCAUAGGAAAGUCCUACCAAGAGAUCAAGAACUUUUUUGAGGUCGGAGAGGAAUACGCGUUCCCAGCAGGAACUUUUACAGCGAAGGAACGCGACCCAGGGUACUUGGCAUGGUCUAAUUUUAACUACACUCUUUGGCUUCUUCCCAGAAAUGCGGUCCGUCACGUGACUAAUGACGUUUCGCGCUCCUCAAAAACUCGUCAAGCUUAUCAUUUUGGGGCAACGCGGGCUGAUUCUGAUAAUAACUGGAGGGCUAGAUAAGGACAUGAACUGUAAAUGGGAUACAAUAAGAAUUGCGAACUGGGCGUGGAUACUUUUCAAUAUUUCAAUAUUGUAAUAUUUUUGUCGAGCAAACAACAUUAGUUAAUAAAAAUCUAGUCAU